AUGGGAUCUAGAUGGAAAGGCGCCGUGGUGCAAAAGAUGCGGUGGCUAGAAGAGGCUGUUGCAAAGAUUGCUGCCAAAGUUGACAUGCCCGAGUUACAAGCUUCGCAAGCUGCUCCUGAAAUACAAGAUGAUUCUUCGAGUCCACCGGCUGAAGUUAUUAAUAAAGAAGUCAUCACGGGGGGAAUCUCUACCUCAAGUCAAUCAUCUCAGUCAAAAGAGAACUAUGAGCCGCCGCAGACAUGGGAAGUCAUAAUGGAUCCUCGGGGCGGCCCAGCUUCCAUCCCGGCCUCUUGCGUCUCAGAAAAUGGGAAGGCAGGUCUACCAAACAAUUUGUCAACUGCCCGUCGGCCAGAUCUGAUAUCCACUGGACUUAUCUCGUUACGCCAAGCCGUUGCAUUGUUCGAAACAUAUCAUCUCAGACUUGAUCAUUUCCUCUAUCGCAUUCUUGGCGACCAUAUUAGUUUGGACUCGGUUCGAAUCACAUCCCCACUGUUAACGACAGCUAUUUGUACCGUGGCUGCUUUGCAUUCUCACUCACUCGGCCAUCUCUUUGAAACCUGCUACGGUGAAUAUAAGAACCUUAUCGCAGCACAAACUUUCUCAAGACAUGUGAAUGAGGAUGACAUCCGCGGCCUGUGUAUUGGUGCGUUUUGGUUGCAUGAACUUUCUUGGGCGUUGAUUGGAAAUGGUAGGUGGCUGCAAUCUUUUGACGAAGCAAAGCUAACAAAACUAGCUGUCCGCAUUGCAUCGGACAUUAAUCUUUAUAGUGGCAUCUACAAGGCCCUCAAAGGAGAUCGCGAUGGCUAUCUUCAAGCUCGACUAUACUAUCUCGUCUAUGUAUGCGACCACCACUUCUCGAUCGCCUACGGUCGACCCCCGAUGUCCAGAGAAGGGUUUAUAAUCGAGUCGGCUAGUCGAUUAUUAGAAACUGAACACGCCACAGAGGACGAUGCUCGAUUAAUCAGCCAGGUCAAGGAAUGGUCAAUCCUAGGUCGAGUCUUUGACACUUUCGGUGUUGACGUUGAUACUCCUAUUGCGCCUCAGACAUUGCCUCAACUACGCCGAUACUCUAUUUCUUUGGACACGUGGUUUGCAGACUGGAGCGAGAGCUUCAAAGAGAAUCAGAAUGUCGGUAAUUAUCCGCAAAAGGGUGUUGGUUUCCACUUCCAUUUUGCAAAGCUGUACCUUUGCUCGCACGCCUUUCGUGGUGUACCGACAUCAGAGAAUUCACCCCAAUACAUGUCACCUGAAUUGGAGGAGAUCGCCAAUUCCGGUGUAUUGUCAGCUAUGUCAAUCCUUCGGAUGAUUGUCUGUGAUGCCGAAUUUCGAUCGUUCAUGAAUGGGCUUCCUUUAUAUUUUGACACUAUGCUCGCUUUCGCCGUUGUUUUUCUCCUCAAGGUUGCAACGAAGUAUGCAUUCAUGAUCAGAAUUGAUACGGGCAAGAUCCUUUCCCUGGUCACCGACACUGUGGCUGCCCUUCGAGAUAUCACCCAACCUAUGCACAAACACCAUCUCCUUGUUAUCAUUAGCGAGGGAUUGGAACUUCUGUUGGGUAGAUGUCAGAUGGCCACUCACACAGUCCACGAAACAAUGUAUCACCCUUCUCCUGCCCAGGAACAGCUCCCUGUCUUUGAUGCAACUUGGAUGGAAAAUAUGGCAAGCUUUGAUUUUCAAAGUAACUUCCCCGAUAUUGAUGACUGGUGGCUACAUUAUAAUAUAUCGAUGGGCCCCCCUCUUUGUCCAGAGGCAUCAAGAUAG
Messenger RNA from Penicillium expansum, 1758 nucleotides. Its product is annotated as fungal specific transcription factor domain-containing protein. The record is from RefSeq and is a predicted model, not a curated record. Lineage: Eukaryota; Fungi; Ascomycota; Eurotiomycetes; Eurotiales; Aspergillaceae. Gene Ontology annotation, biological process: regulation of DNA-templated transcription. Gene Ontology annotation, cellular component: nucleus. Gene Ontology annotation, molecular function: transcription cis-regulatory region binding; DNA-binding transcription factor activity, RNA polymerase II-specific. The coding region runs from base 1 to 1758 and encodes 585 amino acids. The transcript has a single exon.